Trichosporon asahii var. asahii CBS 2479 is the source of this 324-nucleotide messenger RNA. RefSeq lists its product as uncharacterized. NCBI's taxonomy places the organism in Eukaryota, Fungi, Basidiomycota, Tremellomycetes, Trichosporonales, Trichosporonaceae. Bases 1 to 324 code for a protein of 107 amino acids. The transcript has a single exon. The record is from RefSeq and is a predicted model, not a curated record.
AUGAGUAUGCGCCUCACCUCUCUCCGCCAGUCCGCGCUCUCGGCCCUCCCCACUCUUACUGGGCUCACUGGACUCGCUACGCUCGCCCUGCUUGCACUCGCACACCCUGCCUCAGCCUCGAGCCUGUACCACGAAACCUGCACUGGAGCAUGUAACGGCGCCUACGCCCAUUGCUGCGCGCACGUCACUGGCGUUAUCGGUGAGUCACGACUUCCCGUUGCCUGGAGCUGGGGGCCCACCUGGACUCUGUCCCCUGCCUCAAGCUACGGACUCUUCUCCACAACCGUCUCGGGCUACCACCCACUCUCCCUCCCCUUUGGCUGA